AAAAACCUCUUGUUUUUCAUUUCUAUUCGGGUUUCGAAGGGCUCGAGUUUACCCUGAUCUGAUCGAUUCCAGUAUUUUUCUUCGGGUUAUUAUAAGUUCCCGAUUCGAUUUCUUUUUUCUUUUCACGUAUUUAUUUCAUUGCGAAAGACUUUCUUUGUCGGGGGUUUUGAACUUAAUGUUUUUGUUUUAUUCGAAAUCGAUUUAAUUUGUUUAAUUUUGGAGCUCAAAGAAAUUUUAUUCCUGAGAUUAUUAUCGCUUCGGAUAUUGUGUCCUUUUUUUUUUUGGUAUUUCGAUAUCACUCUCCGCUUGAAUUUAACAUUUUUUUUUGCGCAUGAAAUCAAAUUUGAUGCUAUGUAAAGUGCUAGUUUUGUUUGGGAUACUUGCCGCAGUUUCUUAUAGUUGAGUUUCAAUCUGGAUAAUUGAUAAGGUUACAUGUCGGGUUAAUCUCUUUUGGAUGAAAAUAAAUAAAUAAAGAUUUGUGGGAAGAUUACUAAUGGAUAGUUUCGCCGUUUUCGGUUCAUGUUGGCACUAGCUUUGCUUAAGGAUUUUUUUUAUCUUGUUCUAGUUGGUUGUAAGAAGUAAGCUUUUGUGCAAAAAGAAGUAAUUGUUUAUGAUAGUGCCUGAGACAAUUGUAGGACCCUAAUGAAGCAAACAGAUGGAAAACAGCAUCAAAUUUUCGAAGGAGUUACAAUUGCACAAGAGUACUAUUUGCUGGAUUUGAUAAGGCCCGGUGAUUAUGGAAUAAGAUGUUGCAAUUGAUGGGUGGUUUGUCUUCUUUUGAAUUCAAGUGAUUUAGAUUUUAGAUUGUUUUGACUUUUUGAGUUGUUUAACUUUAAAGCAUGAGGAAAAUUUUUUGAAACCAACUGAACUAAGGUAGUGUCCGUUUGGAUUUUGGGAAUUUGUCCUUGGUUAGGGAGUUAUUGAAUUAUAUUUAAGAUUAACUUCGGUUCUGACUUAUUAUUACUAUGAUGCAGUUCUAGAAUCAUCUCUGCUACAAUCAUAACUAGCAGCAUCAUUUCUCCCGAUAUAGUUGUUGAAUGCCAACUAAUUGGCCGACAGAUUUAUUUACUUAUUUCUGUGACAUCUAUAAGCUAUUUCUAGCGCUUAUCUGAUAUUGUGAAAUUUCAUUUUUAAAUGUACAAUAUCUUCUCUUUUUUAUUUUUUCCCUUGAAAUCUAUGACAUGUUUGUGAAGCUUUGGUUUUCCAUUUUCAUACAUUGUAUCUUUACUUGGGAUUUUCUUUAUUUAUUUUUACUUGUUAGCCUUGUGUCAGUUCUUUUUUCUUCUGAAUCUUAUACUCUUUAAUGCAUUAACUAGUGAUGGUGUUAUGUUUUGUAUUUUAAUCAGUCAGUUUCUGCCUUCUCAAAGGUCCAGUAACUUAGCAUUAGUUUUGGCACGUUAGAGAGUUCAACAUGCCGAAGGUCAGAAGAGAUCGUUCCCUAUCUUCUGAUAGGUGUAGGAGAUCUCCCUUUUCGUGCCACCAAUCUUCACCAAAAUUCCCUUCUGAAACUGAGGAAAAUCUAAAGGAAUGGGAAGAUGCCAGGUGCCCUGUCUGCAUGGAGCAUCCUCACAAUGCAAUUCUGCUCGUAUGUUCUUCCCAUGAGAAGGGUUGCCGUCCAUACAUGUGUGAUACAAGUUAUCGCCACUCUAACUGUUUUGAUCAGUUUCGCAAGUCAUUUUCAGAUACCUCCGCGACAACACCACAAAAUCCUCAACUAGGAGCUCAACUUGUAACCACAAACCUAUCACCAGUUGUGAAUGCAACUUCAGAAUCAACUGUCUCCGAGUUGCGGGAAGAAAGGACUGAGGAAGGUCCCUCCAACCCAUCUAUUGUCUCAUGUGAAAACCAGGUGCUCCCAAAACUAGUAUGCCCUCUAUGUCGUGGUGAGGUAAAAGAUUGGCUUGUUGUAGAGCCUGCUCGUCAUUUCAUGAAUGCCAAAUCUAGAAGCUGUUCCUCUGAAACAUGUAAUUUUACUGGUUCCUAUAAAGACCUAAGGAAACAUGCUAGACUAGAGCACCCUUCUGCCCGCCCAUCUGAGGCUGAUCCUGAGCGACAACGAAACUGGAGGAGGUUGGAGCGUCAAAGAGACCUUGGAGACUUGCUCAGCACACUUCAAUCUUCAUUUGGGGAGGAGAGGGCUGAUGACAGCAUUUUGCCAAUUGAUGAUGGUAGUUGGCUGACCGUCUUUUUCCUUAUUCGAGUGUUUCAACCAGGGUCUAGUCCUAGGAGCAGCAGUUGGUCUGGCACCUCAAGAGCGAGAGCUCAACUGAGUAUUAGGAGGAGAUCCACAAGACUGUGGGGAGAAAGCUAUGAUGGGGAACCCGGAUCUACCAGAGAUGAGGACAAUGAGUCUUCAGAUAGUGGAUCAUUUCCUUGGAGGCGCCGUGUAAGGCGACGGACAUCUCCCGAUAAUCAACCAUGACUGUCAUUGUAUCUUUAAUGUGCUCUGUUUCUUGUUUGCAUGUGAAAGUUUCAAUUGUUGGACAACAAGAGGAAUAUAUAAAGUCCAUUGCUCGAGCGUCUCUUGUAUCUGUUGCGCACAGCGUGGAACAAAGUUGGGGUCCCCAGUUGUUGGGUGUUUUUAUCAAAUGAGUGAACAAGUUUUAAGGUAUCUGGGAACUUGAAAUCAUGCAGUAUACCUUUUUCUGAUUGGCAGCAAUUUUAUAUUCUGUCUUUAUGGCUGCAAUAAUUUGAAGGCUUACUUUUUAUGAGGGACAUUUGUUUCUGGGUUCGUUGAACAACUGUUAUGAUGUUCUAUUCCUGCCAGGUCUGCCAUUUGUUUAAAGAUACUAUGUUCUAAUUAAAAUGAAUUCAACGGAGAUGUGGUGGUUA
This is a messenger RNA of Gossypium raimondii (Peruvian cotton), 2832 nucleotides long. RefSeq lists its product as uncharacterized. NCBI's taxonomy places the organism in Eukaryota, Viridiplantae, Streptophyta, Magnoliopsida, Malvales, Malvaceae. The transcript has 2 exons. The record is from RefSeq and is a predicted model, not a curated record. The coding region runs from base 1412 to 2422 and encodes 336 amino acids.